UGGCCAAUAUCUCGCUUGCUCGCUCGCUCGCCGUGUGUGCGGUUCGAUAUUCUCUUUCGCUUUUUUUUUCACCGAAACGCAUUUGCAGCAAAUGAAAAACGGCGCCGAUCUGCAGAUAAUGUAGGCCAUCACUUUGCGCACGAUUCCGCCUCUGGCCGCGUGCGAGGUGCUAAAACCUAAGGAGCCGCCGCAUAAAAACGUCUCCAGCAGUUUGUAGUGCGGCAUGCCGGUGCUUUGCCAAAUUUUACUUCGCCCCGCUGCCGCCUGGCCUGCCUCUCGUUCCAGCUGAUUUGCUCUGCGCUCGCCAAACUUUUGCUCCUGACACGCGAUUCGCCAGGCCCCUCAUCACGCAGAUUAAGGCACACGAUGGGUGGCGCUGUCGCUUGGUGUGGCGUCGAUUGCGGCGCCGCGUCGUCGACGUAGGUGAUGGCCCGGUGGCUGGCCGCCGAAAUGCCACAGCAGGCGGCCGAAUUCUGCAAGGAGGGUGGGGCGCCGCGCUGCUGCUCAGCCAUGGACUACCUGCCGCGCGCCCACGACUUCGAGACCGACUCAAACUCUUCGUCCUCCUGGGAUCUGGCCGAGGUCGAGAUGGACAUGCGCCGCCACAUCCAGCAGUGCUCCUGCACCUGCAACCACAUGGGUUUUGGCAACUACAUGGACUACCCGCCGCCGGUCGGCUGCCUGCCGGACGUGGCGCCGCUGGAGGAGCACCACCCGCACCACCACAACUGUCCGGUCAAUGAGCUACUGCCUCCACUGCCGCCGCCGUCGCGAUGCAACGGCCGGGCAGUGCCUGUCCGAGAAAUGCUGCUUCCUUCGAGUGCUCAAGCCAGUUUCGGCACCAUUGCCAGUUUGGGCCCUCUCAACGUUAGGGAAUCUUUUAGUUCAACCAGUAGCAAAUCAGACUCAAAAACUUUGUGUGGCUUUCGUCAUUGGUGCUUACUGCUGACCGCGGUGCUGAUCGCGUGCGCGCUGGGCGCGGGCCUCGGGGUGCCGCUGGUGAUGCGCUCGGUGAAGGGUGCGUCGAGCGGCGAGCAACGCAUGGACAUAGUGCGGCGCAUCCUCAAGGAGACGCCGCUCAUCGACGGCCACAACGACUUUCCGUGGAACCUGCGCAGCUUCCUGCACAACAGUUUCAAGGAGCUUGACUUUGCCUCCGACCUGCGCAACAUCGCACCCUGGUCCAACACCAAUUGGUCGCACACUGACCUGCCGCGCAUGAGAAGUGGCCUUAUGGGAGCUCAGUUUUGGUCUGCGUACGUCCCCUGCGGUGCCCGGCAUUUGAACGCAGUGCAGAUCGCCUUGGAGCAGAUCGACGUGAUCAAAAGGCUGGCCGACCUCUACCCCUCCUACCUCCAACUGGUCACCACUGCCAAAGAAAUCGAAGAGGUGCACCGCGGCGGGAGGAUUGCCAGCCUGAUCGGGGUGGAGGGUGGCCACGCAAUGGGCAACAGCCUGGCCGUGCUGCGCAUGUUCUACGACCUGGGCGCGCGCUACCUGACGCUGACGCACGCGUGCAAUACGCCGUGGGCCGGCUGCUCGCAGAGCAAGACAGGCGACGACGGCAGCAACAUGGGAGCGCCGGGCGAGGAAUUCGGACUGACCGAAUUCGGCAAGGCGGUGGUCCGCGAGAUGAACCGGCUCGGCAUGAUCGUCGACCUGAGCCACGCCUCGGUCAAGACGAUGCGCGACGCCCUCAACGCCACGCAGGCGCCUCUCAUUUUCUCGCACUCCUCGGCCAGGGCGCUGUGCAACUCCACCAGGAAUGUGCCUGACGACGUGCUCAAACUCGUGACCUCGAACGGCGGAAUCGUCAUGGUCAGCUUCUACCCGCUUUUCGUGUCUUGCAACGACACCGCCACUAUCACCAACGUCGCUGAGCACAUCAACCACAUCAGAGCGGUGGCCGGAGUCGACCACAUUGGCCUCGGAGCCGGAUUCGACGGAAUCAACUACACUCCCCGCGGCUUGGAGGAUGUCGGCUCUUUCCCAAGGUUGUUUUCCUUGCUGCUGGAACAAGGUGACUGGAGCGAAGAGCAGUUGGCAAAGUUGGCUGGAAAGAACUUGUUGCGGGUGCUCAGGGACGUUGAAAAGGUUCAGAGGCAGCAAAAGCUGUUAGGCAUCCGACCUGGUGAAGAGUUUGUGCCCCCCGAGGAGCUUCAGGGUCACACGGAUUGCAUGUACCUGAGUGCACCUACUAGCAGCUGAUACAACGGAUUUGCUAUUGUUCACUUCCUAGGCGUCGUAUCGCACAUAUCUCCAUUACGAAGACGGUUUAGCCUGCGGUGGAAUUAAGAAAAAGAUUUUAUUAGGUGCAGCCCUUUUUAGAGGUAGCCGAAUCACGUAAAAAAAUCAACUCUUUUGAAUAUGAGGUGUGGGAAUCGCCGAAAAAAUGAUAGCUAAGAACAAUCUCUCGGUCCUCUGAAAAUUAGUCAGAAUAUUAUUCGGGACUGGAUAGGCAUCAAUUUCGAAACACGACUUCCACGAUCAGGCAGUUUUGUGUACAUAAAACAAAUUACCCAGCUACUUGUUUUCAGAUUUCCACGCGAAUCUGUUGUUGCUAUAUCGGCCCAAAAAUGUGGCACUCUGGUUCAUGGAAGCGAUCAGGAUUUUAUUUCAGAAAACCUAUUUAUUGGGUGUUUCCACCAGAGAUUUUUGUUUCAUCUCUUGGAGGCUACCCUGACGCCAGGGUUUGAUUUUUUGUGCUCUGGUGGUCUUCUCUGACCUCAGGGGCGACCCCCAAGCAUGUUCCGCAGGUCAAAAUCAACCGAGAGUGCAGUUAUUAUUUUAUCAACAGAUAUACCGUGUCUUUAAAAUGCCCAUUUUCAACCUGAGAAAGGCACCAUCUCGAACAUUUCCACACAUGUUACACACACUUGUAGCAACAUUUCAUACCAUACUUGAAAAAAUGUUGCUUUUUCAGAUAUUUACAAAAUAAUGAAUUCGAAAAUUACUGAAAUCAGAAAUUAAAAUAAAAUUGUAGGCUGUCUAAACGGGAAUCUUUUGGCGCUUGUAUGUUCUGUCUCGAUUGGGAUUUGAGAUAUUCUCAUUUUUGAGAACGCCAAGAGGCCCGUUCCUCCAGAUUUAAAAUUUUCGGGAUACUGCGUUAAUUUUUUUAGCAAACCUGGCUAAUUAGAAACAUACAAAGAUAAACAGGAUGGUAUUUGAAAACUGCGCAAAUCUCUCGUGGAAUCGCCUGAUUGCAUUUUAAACAAAUGGCAUUAUUACUCUUGCUCUGUGCACCAACGAGCCAAAUUUCGGGGAAAUGAUCGUUGCGACAAUCGAACAGGGAAAACUUCUGUAAAAUAAUUAUUAAAGCUUUGAGCGCUGCUGGCGAGCGGAGAGCGCGGCUUUUGGUGCGUCAAAUUGGUCUGUUCGCCACGGCGGCAAAGUUUUCUUAAAAAUUGACAAACACACUUUUUAAACAACCUUAAAUCCAUCUCUAAUUAAAUAAGGAAACAUUUGUGCAUUAAACUGGAAUGGGGGGUAUUUUUAAAAAUCUAUCAUAACCAAGAAGAAAUAGCUGUGAACUUAAAAUAUAGCUUUAAACCAAAAGAACAUAGAGGGUGGUUACUCGCGUAAAUAAAAGAAAAUUCCAUUGGGGAAGAAAACACAAAUCACACCGACCGCACACCCAACUUAAACUGACGAUAUAUAACGAGAUCAAAGAUUUUGAUUUUCUAGCGUGACCACGUCUUAAUCGCUCAAACGAUAUUUGAUAAUGUUAUAAUGAAAAUGUUAACCUCCUUCGACUCGCGCGAGGGUGCGAUAUUGUAUAUUCAACAGCCAAUUAUGAUGAUAAAAGCGAGAAUAGUUUUACACGUGUAGCUGUUAACGACGACUAAACCAAAAAACAAAACCUAAAAUGCAGAUGAGUGUGUAGAUAAUUAACAAGGGGAGCGCACCUAUUAAUCCGAAAAAAUUGCUUUUUUCUGCCAUGCUAGAGUUUGAAAUUAGAUAAAAAUUUGCCUACCGAAAAAGUGUGCCGUUAUUUUCUAAUCUCGAAUCUCUGUAAAAGCUAGUUAAAUAAUUUUGAAAUUGUCAACGGGAUUACCCAAUUUUUCUGAUUUGGAAAUAUUAAAGAAAAUGAUGUCGAAUUUCAAUGAGGGUAAUUGGCUUUAUAAUUCAGCAACCAUGAGUGCUGGAGCCAAAAUCUUGGCAAAUACGGAAGGGUAAAUAAAUUUGUAAUUCUUUACACAUUUUUGUUAAAUAUUUUAGGAAAAAUCCCAAAUCUUUGCAACAGUAAGAAAAUUGUACAUUUUGAUUAAUUCGUUUUAUAGAGUAGAUUCCAAAAUAUUAAUUUUAUUGAAAUUCAACCACAUUUCAAGAAACUGGCAGUUAAUAAAUAACGGGAACUUUUGUCUCGGCAACUUGUCGUCUCUUAAUUAUCAAAUACUAUCGAAUGGAAGCGAAAAACACCAUGAUUUUUGAAUUAAAAGGUGCGGUCCCCUUGUAAAUGAGAGGCGCUCGUGUCUCAUAAAUAAAACUUGCCGUAGGAAUGGAUGCGACAGAUUUUAACUAAAAGACUAAUUGUUAUAGUGAAUAGAAUUUAUACUUUGUAAUACAAGAGUUGCCGCAAUAAACUGAAAGAAAGUAUAAUUACUCAGAUCUUAACACAUGAUUAACUCUCUAUCUCACUCUCUCACACGAACUUCCUCCUAUUUUUGGCUGAAGCGCCGCUUCCGCGCGGCUCACGCGACGCAAAAACUCGGCUUUUUGUACGGGCUGCGGGAAACUCGUGGCUCGGCGAGUCAGUGCACUUACUUAAUUGAUACGAAAUAAAAAAGAAAAACCUGCUAACGCGUGUGCUUUGUGUCCGUCAGUGAAUAUUUUGAAUUCACCAUUGGUUGGGUCAAAUCGUGACGAAAUUGGAAGAAAAUGUAAAAUGAUUGCGGAAUGCCAAACGAGCGUAGUCCCUAAAAUCCUUAGUCAAGCUUUAGGGAGCUGCAAAUUCCAGAUAUAUAUAUAAAAAUUAUUGAUGCGUAAAAAAAGGAAAACUAUAUUAUAUAUAUAAAGCAUUCCUA
Messenger RNA from Cloeon dipterum, 5024 nucleotides. Its product is annotated as dipeptidase 1-like. Gene Ontology annotation, biological process: proteolysis. The record is from RefSeq and is a predicted model, not a curated record. The transcript has 10 exons. Lineage: Eukaryota; Metazoa; Arthropoda; Insecta; Ephemeroptera; Baetidae. The coding region runs from base 427 to 2208 and encodes 593 amino acids. Gene Ontology annotation, molecular function: metallodipeptidase activity.